AUGGUAAUUAUGCCAGCCGACGACAAGGGAAAUUGUUUACAAAUAAACGAAUUAAUCGUACCGAACGUUGUCGAAAACGGUUCGAAAUCUGCUGUCGUUCUCGAUUGUGAUUAUUCUAUAAACAAUUCGGAAACGGGUUUAGUGGUGAAAUGGUUUUUAAAUGAUGGGGAUACGCCAGUUUAUCAGUGGAUACCGCCGCAAAGGCCACAAGACCUCGGAAAAUUAAAGAUAGAUAGUUGGAUGAAUCGCUUAAACAAUAGAUAA
Molecule: messenger RNA, 264 nt
Organism: Pediculus humanus corporis (human body louse)
Lineage: Eukaryota; Metazoa; Arthropoda; Insecta; Psocodea; Pediculidae
Exons: 4
Coding region: 1-264 (87 amino acids)
Source: RefSeq, a predicted model, not a curated record